AUGAAGAAGGAAAGGAACGUAAAUGCUUAUAGUUCAGAUGGCCGUAUCUAUCAACUAGAAUACGCCAUGAAAGCUGCUUCUUUAGGUACUACUACGAUUAGCUUUAAAGUCUCAGAUGGUGUUGUUGUUGCUUCGGAAAAGAAGAUAGUUUCUAGUUUACAAGUCCCAAGUAGUGUUAAGAAACAUCAUAAGAUCUAUGAUCAUUGUGGUUUUGCUUUCUCUGGUUUAAGUGGUGAUGCCCGUACGAUCAUUAAGAAGGCUAGACAGAAUGCUUUAGAUCACCAUCUCUUUUAUAAUGAGAAUGUACCAGUUGAAGGUAUAGUUAAGAGUCUUUCAGCAAUGGCUUUAAACUUUGGAGAGAAAGAGGAGAGUAAGAAGAUCUUUAGUCGACCUUUUGGUAUUUCAGUACUUAUUGCUGGUUAUGAUAUAGAACCUCGUCUGUUUUCUUUAGAUCCUUCUGGUACGUAUACUGCUUAUAAUGCUAAAGCAAUUGGAUCAGCAGCUGAAGCAGUUACAGCUGAAAUGGAGAAUGUUUAUAAUGAGACAUUAAGUGUACCACAAGCUAUGGCUAGUAUUUUAGGGUUAUUAAAGUCGGUUAUGAAAGAUCCAAUUACUAAGCAUAAUUGUGAAGUGAUGGUUUGUACUCAGGCUGGAGUUAAGUUUGUGACUGAUGCUGAAAUUGAAGAGAUUCUUAAUGGAUUGAGUUAG
Nematocida homosporus is the source of this 708-nucleotide messenger RNA. Its product is annotated as 20S proteasome subunit alpha 5. The transcript has a single exon. The record is from RefSeq and is a predicted model, not a curated record. Lineage: Eukaryota; Fungi; Microsporidia. The coding region runs from base 1 to 708 and encodes 235 amino acids. Gene Ontology annotation, cellular component: proteasome core complex, alpha-subunit complex; proteasome core complex; nucleus. Gene Ontology annotation, biological process: ubiquitin-dependent protein catabolic process.